Messenger RNA from Penicillium egyptiacum, 1701 nucleotides. The record is from the annotation of a GenBank genome assembly. NCBI's taxonomy places the organism in Eukaryota, Fungi, Ascomycota, Eurotiomycetes, Eurotiales, Aspergillaceae.
AUGGGAGGUUCACUAUCGCGUAUCUGGUCCCUGCUCUGGUCCAAGAAGGAGAUCCGCAUCCUGAUUCUAGGACUUGACAACGCAGGAAAGACUACUUUGCUGUACAGACUCAAGAUCGGUGAGGUCGUCACAACGAUACCUACAAUCGGUUUCAACGUCGAAUCGGUCACAUAUAAGAACCUCAAUCUGAAUGUCUGGGAUCUUGGCGGCCAAACUUCUAUCCGCCCAUACUGGCGAUGCUACUACGCCAACACCGCCGCAGUGGUCUUUGUCAUCGACUCCACAGAUAUUGAGCGAUUAGGGACUGCGGCAGAUGAAUUAGCAGCCAUGUUGAAUGAGGAGGAACUUCACGACGCGGCAUUGCUGGUGUUUGCCAACAAACAAGAUCAGCCCGGUGCCAAGGGCGCAGGCGAGAUCUCAGAGGCUUUGAAGCUAGGAGAGCUGCGUGACCGAAACUGGAGUAUUGUGGCUUGCUCUGCCAUUGAUGGCAAGGGUAUUAAUGAGGGAAUGGAUUGGCUGGUGUGUCAGAUUUAUUCUAUCCGAGUUCUGAUCUGGAAUACCCAUAGAACCAGCAACAUGUCUGUCUCCCCAAUCCCUCUAAUUCAAAUCGCUGCUGUUAUCGCAUCCAGCACUUCUGGUUCCGGAAAGGUGGGGAUCAAGAGCAAUCGGCCGGUGCCAACUCCAGGAAAAGGUGAAAUCCUUGUCAAGCUCGAGUUUUCUGGGGUAUGUCACUCGGAUCUUCACAGCAUCCGCGGCGACACGCCUAUGUUGACUGAUGUCGCGGGUCAUGAAGGUGUUGGGAAAGUAGUCAAAGUCGGACCCGGAGUUGACGAGCAGCAAUGGAUGGGAACGCGGGUCGGUAUCAGAUGGCUCUACAGCUCUUGUCGCCAUUGCGAAAUCUGUGAAAUCAACCAUACCGUAUGCCCGUAUCAGAAGAACGCUGGUGCAAAUGUACCUGGAACUUUCCAGCGUAAGUGUUCUAUCUAUGAGUGCAAUAAUCCAGACCAGUCGAGCACUUCUAACAUCCAUGUCUCAGAGUAUAUUGUCAGUCCAGCACUCCAUGUGACAAGGAUUCCGGAGCAGCUUUCACCAGAUAGUGCUGCACCUCUUCUAUGCGCUGGAAUUGCGAUGUACUCUUCUAUCAUGAAGACCAAGACUCGCCCGGGAGACUACCUUGCCAUCAUUGGUGCUGGAGGUGGCCUUGGUCAUAUGGGAAUUCAAAUCGCCGCUAAAAAGGGCCUUAGGGUCAUUGCGAUUGACAGCGGAGAGCAGAAAAAGCAACUAUGUCUUUCGCUUGGGGCUACAGAAUUCCUGGACUACCGCGAACUCGAUAUUGUCCGGGCGGUCAAAACCAAAACAACCUAUGGUGUACAUGCUGUGAUCUGCACUGCCAACGGCGAGCGAGCAUACGAACAAAGUAUGCAGAUGUUGCGUCCUUUUGGCACACUGGUCUGCGUCGGUAUUCCCAACAAGCCAUUCAAGCUGCCAGCUACGCCAUUCGAUAUGAUUGUCAAGGGUCUCACUAUUGUCGGAAACUCCGCGGGAACGGCGGAUGAGAUGGAUGAGAUGUUGGCUAUGGCCGUGGCUGGUGAUGUGAACGCUCAUAUUGAAGUCUUUGGGUUGGACGAUAUCAAUGAUGUGUUGGACCGCCUGGAGCGCUCUGAGAUUGAUGGCAGAGUGGUCUUGAGAAUCCCCCAAUAG